Molecule: messenger RNA, 207 nt
Organism: Cylicostephanus goldi
Lineage: Eukaryota; Metazoa; Nematoda; Chromadorea; Rhabditida; Strongylidae
Source: the annotation of a GenBank genome assembly
AUGGAAACGUCAAAUAAGGACAAUGGUGAGUUACAAAAUCAUAUUUUUUGGAACAAAGCUCUCAUUGAUGCUGGUUUGGAACCGUCAUCGGCGGCACCACCACCGGGACAAUUCACGCAAUUUGCUCUGCUCAUUGCAAUACUCGUUUUCGUUGGUGCCAGCUGCUCACUAAUCGUAAUUGCCACCGUUUGCGUGCAAUUUUGUUAA